This is a messenger RNA of Ruditapes philippinarum (Manila clam), 1132 nucleotides long. RefSeq names its product sodium-dependent glucose transporter 1-like. The transcript has 4 exons. NCBI's taxonomy places the organism in Eukaryota, Metazoa, Mollusca, Bivalvia, Venerida, Veneridae. Gene Ontology annotation, biological process: transmembrane transport. The record is from RefSeq and is a predicted model, not a curated record. The coding region runs from base 36 to 950 and encodes 304 amino acids.
GUACAGCUAGUGUUUUACACCAUUUAAAAUAGGUAAUGGAUAAACAAAGUGAUGAUAGCUCGGAUGAACCAUCAAGAACACCAAUAUCUGAACAACAGGAAGGCGCUCAAAGACGUUUUAAUGUCGGACGUGUGUUUGGAAAACAAGAACAAGAUGUUGAAUACAGACACCGUUUGUUCCAUACAACAUGUGUCUGGAUCAGUAUGUUUGCUGUGGGAUGGAGGAAUGCUUUGGUUGGGCCUACGUUUCCAGAUCUUAGAAUCAUUAUUGACAAGGAUUUAUCUACUUCUUCGUGGUUGUUUACAGCAAAGUCACUCGGGGGACUGAUAGGAUCAAUAUUGGGAGGUUUUGCUUAUGACCGUUUCAACAAAAUCUUCAUGUUUAUGUUGUUUGUGUGGGGUAUGGGUGUUGCUGCUGGAGUAACUCCUUGGUGCUACAACUUUGUUGCUAUGCUCCUGGCCCAUGUCAUGCAUGGAAUAUGUGCAGCUGCAAUUGACACAGCUGCAACCGCAGAUGUUACAGUUAUAUGGAAGUACAAAUCAGGUCCGUAUAUGCAAGCGAUACAUUCUGCAUUUAGCAUUGCUGGGAUUAUAUCACCACUUGUGGCAGAACCAUUCCUAGCUGAGAAAUUCACUCCUAGUUACCAGUAUAACACGACAAACUUGUCCAUAUCAGCCGUCUUAUCUUUUGAGAAUUUAUCAACUAUUCCCACUGUGUCUUAUAACAGAACAGGUUUAACGGACGAAUUGUCUAAUUCCUCGUCGCUUCAGUAUGGAGAAACAUUUGUAUACAUUCCAUUUACAUUAACUGCACUUAUUUGUCUUGUAUCGGGCUUCUUGUAUUUAGUUGUAAGCUGUCUCUAUGGUAAUGUUUAUCGUCGUUCGGAACAUUUGGACUCGGUCUCCCCGGAUUCACCACAAGAUAGAUAUUUUUACUUACUCUUAGAAUGAAAGUUAUUUUUACCAUAGUCUUAGGAUUAACAAUGGUGUUUUAUAUAUUGAGUGAAAAUUGUUUCAUAGGGUUUUUGAUGACGUUUGUGAUAUCGGAGCUUAAUUGGAGUAAGGCAGAUGGUUCGACUGCUUCCUCUUUAUUCUGGAUUACAUUGUCAGUUGGUCGAUUGUGUGGUAUUGUA